Messenger RNA from Trifolium pratense (red clover), 1663 nucleotides. RefSeq names its product probable LRR receptor-like serine/threonine-protein kinase At4g29180. The record is from RefSeq and is a predicted model, not a curated record. NCBI's taxonomy places the organism in Eukaryota, Viridiplantae, Streptophyta, Magnoliopsida, Fabales, Fabaceae. The transcript has 10 exons. The annotation marks the transcript as partial. Gene Ontology annotation, molecular function: ATP binding; protein kinase activity; protein binding. Gene Ontology annotation, biological process: protein phosphorylation.
UAUCUUCUUGCGGCUGCACAACAACACAACAGCACAUAUAUACAGCAACCUGUGCAUGGGGCGCAGGAACUGGCGCAUCAUGCGCAAGUUCCAGCAACCUGCCCCCAUUCUGCGCCUCAUGCCCCAAUAGCUGCGCAUGGUGCGCAAAUUCCAGCAGCACCAACAAUUUUGAUCAUUGUUUCUUGGAAUGGAUCUCCUUUGAUUGAAUCUGUUGUACCAAUAUACUUGGAAGCGACCACUGUUUUUAGUUUUAAGUUGUUGGUCAUAGACGAACAUCGAAUUUCAAUACAUAGAACCGAAGAUUCGACGCUUCCGCCUAUUCUUAAUGCGGUGGAGAUUUAUGUAGUAAGACAACGUGAUGCGCUCCCAACAUUUGAAGAAGAUGUUGAAGCUAUAAGUGAUGUAAAAGAAAGUUAUAGAGUACAAAGAAAUUGGGUUGGUGAUCCAUGUGAACCUAAAAACUACAGUUGGGUGGGCUUAAAAUGCAACUACAGCACUUCACUUCCUCCAAGAAUUGUAUCAUUGAAUCUGAGCAGAAGCAAUCUGAGUGGAAUAAUAACUCCUGCCAUUUCCAAUUUGGCUUUCUUGGAAUCUUUGGAUUUAUCUAACAAUAACUUAACUGGAUCAAUGCCUCAGUUUUUGGAAGAAUUGAAGUCCCUUAAAUAUUUGAAUUUAAGAGGCAAUCAGCUUUCAGGUUUUGUCUCUACCAAUCUACAAGAAAGAUCGAAGAAUGGAUUACUUUCUUUGAGGGUGGAUGAUAAAAAUCUCUCUGGUUCAAGUAACAAAAAGAAAGUGAUUGCUCCCAUUAUUGCAUCACUAACAUCGGUUUUAGUUCUAUUAGUCAUUGCCAUUCUCUAUUGGAAGCAUAGAAGAAGAAAUGAAACAUCAAAGGAGGAGAUGAAUAUGAUCAACAUAGGAUCAGGUACUGUAGUAUCAAAGAAGUUGCAAUACACUUAUGCUGAGGUGAUGGACAUCACUAGCAACUUUGAACUGGUCAUUGGGAGGGGAGGAUUUGGAAGUGUGUAUUGUGGUCAAAUGAAAGAUGGCAAUAAAGUUGCAGUCAAGAUGCUUUCUUCAUCUUCAACUCAGGGUCCAAAGGAAUUUCGAACUGAGGCUGAACUAUUGAUGACAGUUCAUCACAAAAAUUUGGUAUCCUUCAUUGGCUAUUGUGAUGAAGGUGAUAAGAUGGCACUCAUAUAUGAGCACAUGGCUAAUGGAAACCUAAAAGAAUGUCUCUCAGAAAAUCAUUCACAUUGCUUGAGUUGGGAAAGGAGACUUCUAAUAGCAAUUGAUGCUGCAGAAGGAUUGGAUUACCUACACCAUGGAUGCAAGCCACCUAUAAUACACAGAGAUGUAAAAUCAGCCAACAUUCUUCUAAGUGAAGAUUUAGAAGCUAAGAUAGCAGAUUUUGGACUCUCUAAGGUUUUUAAGAAUAGUGAUAAUCAAAAUGCAGAUUCACAACAAAAAAUUUCUUACUUAACAAUCUAUUUUAUAUUAGAAUAUGCAUUUAAAUUAAGAGCUUAAAGCAUAAACAUAAACUGUUUAAAUUUUAAAAGCACUUAUUUGUAAGUUAUUCUGAAAAGUAUUUGCUUAAAAUAACCUAUUGACAUGUCAUUAGGACUAUAAAGACAACCGAACCGUUAAACUGAACCUAAAAGAAUCG